Molecule: messenger RNA, 1464 nt
Organism: Rhodofomes roseus
Lineage: Eukaryota; Fungi; Basidiomycota; Agaricomycetes; Polyporales; Fomitopsidaceae
Product: serine carboxypeptidase
Exons: 6
Coding region: 1-1464 (487 amino acids)
Biological process (GO): proteolysis
Cellular component (GO): fungal-type vacuole
Molecular function (GO): serine-type carboxypeptidase activity
Source: RefSeq, a predicted model, not a curated record
AUGUUGCUCUCAGCCCUCGUCGCAGGGCUUGCUGCCUUCCCGGUGGUCCCGGCUCUGGCACGUCGCGUGAACCAGAUCCCGCACGCCAAUGGCGUGUAUGGAGGCAACCCUGAGCUGCUUGAAGCGUCGACGCAGACAGUUACGGGUGCCGCAUCUUCGGAUGCGCUGCGGGUGACCGAAAACAGUGGCGUUUGCGAGACGACUCCUGGGGUUUACCAGGCGUCGGGCUAUGGCAACGUCAGUUCGACCGGAAGUCUAUGGUUCUGGUUCUUUGAGGCCCGCAACAACCCAGACACUGCGCCAUUCACAAUUUGGCUCAAUGGUGGCCCCGGCAGUUCUAGCAUGGUCGGACUGUUCCAGGAGCAUGGCCCGUGUCGUAUCAACAAUGACACAGCGACUCUGGACUACAACCCGUACUCGUGGAACAACGUAUCGAACAUCUUGUACCUCGACCAGCCUGUGGGCGUUGGGUUCUCGUACGGCGAUUCGAAUGUUGGCACUUCUCAAGAGGCGGCGGCGGAUGUGUGGACAUUCCUUCAAGUCUUCUUCAACGACACUCGUUUCAGCAAAUACCAGGACAACGAGUUCGCCAUCUGGACCGAGUCAUACGGAGGCCACUACGGGCCCACGUUCGCGGCCCACAUUCUCCAGCAAAACGAGGCGAUCGCGAACGGGUCCAUCUCCGGGACCCCUGUCAACCUCAAGUACCUCGCAGUCGGCGACGGGCUGACCGACCCGCUCUCGCAGUACCCGGGCUACCUGGAGUACGCCGCCUCGAACGCGUACCACCCGACGGUGGACCAGUCGACGAUUGACGAUGCAACAACGGCGUGGAACGAGACGGGCGGGUGCAAGGAUCAGAUCACGGCGUGCUACAACGGGGGCUCAGAUGACACGUGCUCGACGGCGCAGUACAACUGCAACAACGACAUCCUCUCCCCGCUCGCGGGCGAUUACGACGUGUACUACAUCCUGGAGUCGUCCCCGGGCUCGUACCCACCCGACCCGACGGACUUGCUUAACAAUAAGACGCUCCAUGCGCAGAUCGGCGCGGAGGCGACGUGGCAGGAGACGAACAACGAGGUGUACUACAGUUUUUCGGAUACGGGCGACUGGAUGCGCAACUCCCGGCCUGAUCUGGAGUACGUCAUCGACUCCGGCGUGCGCACCAUCGUCUUCGACGGCGACGCGGACUACAUCCUGAACUACAAGGGCGUCGAGGCGAUGGUCGCCGCGCUCCAGACCAACUUCUCCGACGAGUUCAACCAGCUCUCGUUCACGAACUGGACCGUCAACGGCGAGUCCGCGGGGAUCUACAAGAACGCGGGCACCUUCUCGUACGUGCGCAUCUACGGCGCCGGGCACGAGGUCGCCGCGUACGACUGGGGCAACCUCGAGCGGGGCGAGGCAGCCUUGGCGAUGUUCAGCCAGAUCAUGAGCAACAACUCUAUCUCCUCGACGUGA